Messenger RNA from Wyeomyia smithii (pitcher-plant mosquito), 830 nucleotides. RefSeq names its product zinc finger CCHC-type and RNA-binding motif-containing protein 1-like. Lineage: Eukaryota; Metazoa; Arthropoda; Insecta; Diptera; Culicidae. Bases 76 to 675 code for a protein of 199 amino acids. The record is from RefSeq and is a predicted model, not a curated record. Gene Ontology annotation, biological process: mRNA splicing, via spliceosome. Gene Ontology annotation, cellular component: U12-type spliceosomal complex. Gene Ontology annotation, molecular function: RNA binding; zinc ion binding. The transcript is spliced from 4 exons.
UAAAAUGUGCAACAUGGACGAACGCGAGUAUGUUUGUAAACAUUACGAACCUUUUAUACAGUUUUAAACAGAAAAAUGUCGGCACAAACAGUUCCUUCCAGCCGUAGUACGGUUUACGUGUCUAAUUUACCAUUCGAUCUGACCAACAUCGACAUACGGAAGUUAUUUGAGAAGCACGGUCAAAUCGCCAGGGUAACAGUUCUACGGGACCGGCAUACUCGCAAAAGCCAGGGCGUAGCUUUUAUUCUGUUCACAAAUGCCAAAGAAGCGGAUCAAUGUUGCACAGCCGUGAAUAACGUUCAGAUGUUCGGUCGAACGUUGAAAGCUAGCAUUGCAAAGGACAAUGGCCGGGGACAACAAUUCGCCAAGCGCCGGGACUACCCUGAUAAAAGUCGUUGUUAUGAGUGCGGCGAACAAGGCCACGUGAGCUACAAAUGCCCUAAAAACGUGCUCGGUGACAAAUCUCCUCCCAGGACAAAAGGUAGAAAACGAGCAACGGCCGGCAAAAGAAGCCGCGAAGGAUUUGCUGACGAUAGCGUAAGCGAUGAAGAUGACGAUCGUAUUAGGAGGAUUGAGGAUGGACAGCGGCAAGCAUUGAAAGCGAGCGGAACAAAGCGAAUUCGGUAUAAGAAAAGUGCUUACUUCAGCGACGAUGAAGAAGUGGAUGAUGAAUGAGUUCGGAUAAAUUAUGCUACUGUUUCUUUUUACCGCUGACUACUUUGUGAUUAUGGAAAAAUUUCGCGACGAUAAUCAACCUUACGCGGAUCGCUAUGCGUAGUAAUCAUAGAACUCAACACCAACCCAUGGAUCCCACAACAACCAAAAAUCUU